Ruditapes philippinarum (Manila clam) is the source of this 8213-nucleotide messenger RNA. RefSeq lists its product as uncharacterized. Lineage: Eukaryota; Metazoa; Mollusca; Bivalvia; Venerida; Veneridae. The transcript has 6 exons. The record is from RefSeq and is a predicted model, not a curated record. Bases 167 to 4474 code for a protein of 1435 amino acids.
AACAACUUAUCAGUCACGUAAAACAUCACGUGAUAAGUCAUUUUAUGAAAGUAACGCAUGCGCUGUUAAAUGCUUAGUGUGUCCUUAUCGUCAUGGCGGAGUUAAGCCCUGGAUUUCAUAUAAUAUAAUCUUCAUGGAAUAUAUUUGAGAAUAUUAAGAAAUCGAGAUGGCGCAUGAGAUGCAUUUAAAAAACAACAAAUACCGGCAGUGGGUUAAGGCAGGUCUAGGCUUGGGUUAUAUUAAAGAGGGACUUGCGCCAUUUUGUGAUGAAAUAGGAAAAGAGCAGCACAAAGAUAUUAUUAACCAAAUACAACAAACAAAGACUCCUCAACCAAACGUAUCAUGUGGCGUCUGUAAGAUAACAACUCUCCAGCCGGACCAUGUCAGAGUCUCAAAAGGGAUAUGCCCCCUCAAGCAAAAUAAUUGUAACUGUUGUUUUCCAAAUAAUAAGAUACCCUGUCCAAACAACAUAUGUGGUGCCAUCUAUGACAGCAUAAUACAGAAUCAUGCAUCAAUACCACCGGCACCUUCUUGGAAAAACAGUGAUGUCAAACAGUGGACGGCAAAUCCAUGGAGUGUUUGCAAAUGUUAUAUAAAUGCUCCUGGGUACAAGGAUAAGACAUCAGCAGCCGAAACGGAUUGUUCUGGGUUGCUUCAUCUUAUCAUAAAUAACAAAUAUUUUCAUGGCCAUAUUGGAUGCAAUGUUACACUACCAAACAAUCUGUUUUCAAAGGUACGGCAAUUCAGAAAUGAGAUUUUUCACUCCAGUAGUAUGGAAUUAGAGGAGAGUGAUGCUAAUGCUUACCUUGACGACAUGAUAGCAGUUCUACAAGAUAAUAAGGAACUUGCACAUCGAGAAGAUGCACAACAAGCUGUUAGGAAACUUCAAGAUCUGAAGAUGAAGGACCUCAACAUAACUACUGAAGGCUUUGAAGAAAUUCUGAGACAAAUCAAAGAAGAAAUGGCAAUAGCUUUUAAAACGACAGAAAUUGCUGCAACCAAAUAUGAUGAUCUGAAGAAAAAGCAAUUAGAAAUGGAAGCAAAGAUGGCAGAAGAAAAGAUAGGAAAUCUUGAAACUGAAAAAGAACUUGCAGUACUAAAAAUAACAAUUAAAGAACUUGAAUCACAAAUGUCCAAAGAAAGGAAGGAAAAACUUGACAUGGAAAAGGGACAUGCCGAUUUGAAAAAGAAAUUAACUAUUCUAGAGACCUUUGUUUCAGAGCAGAAAGAGGAGAUUGCAACCAUUAAGACAGAAACUUCCUCGGGUCAAUGUCAGACAGAUUAUGAACAAGCCAAGUUAGAUUGGCGGAAAAGGUUAAUAGAACAGUAUCACAAAACCCUGCUGCAAGUUCCUAAAACACCUUUACAACCAAAAUCUGAAAAAUGUCAUUUUAAUAAGAUUUAUAUUAGACCCAAAAUAACGAGGGAAAUAAAAAGAGGAAAGGGAGAGAUAAAAGAAGUGAAGGUUCAAACAAUGUCAGAAAUGUUUACAAAGAAUGAAGUCCCCCAAAAAUCUGUAUAUGUUGUUGGAGAUGCAGGGUCAGGAAAAACUAGUUUUUGUAAAUAUCUGGUCAACUGUUGGUGUUUGGCACACAGUGAGGAACAUGUAGUUGACAAUAAAAAUGAAGGUGACAGUGAAAAAAAUGGAGGUGCGUGUACAAAACAUGGCGUUGACAAUGAAAAUGAAGAUGGCAUUGAAAAUGAGCAUGGUACUGGGAAACAUGGAGGUGACAAUGAAAAUGAAGCUGACAAUGAAAAUCAAGCUGGCAGUGAGAAACAUGAUAAACAUGGAAGUGAAAUUGUAAACGAGGAACAUGCAGGAUACAUUGAAAAUGAAAAGAACAGUAACAAACAUGGAGGUGAUUAUGAGAAUCGAGGAGAUGAAAAACAUGUGGGUGGCAGUACGAAACUUGGAAGUGACAGUGAUGACAUUCAGGAUAACAGUGAUGACUUAACACACUCCAGAUCUGAUAGUGACGACUCUGGAGAUAUCUUAAUAGACUCUGAAGAUGACAGUGAUGGCUCUCAUGAUACCUUAAUAGACAGUGAUGACCCUGAAUAUGAUUACAAUAGUUAUGAACUUAAAUUCAAUGGUGUAAAAGAGAUGAAGACAUUUGAUUUUGUAUUUUACAUCCCUCUUAGACAGUAUCAAAACAUUGACACUAUAGAUGAAAUGCUUCAAAAACGUUAUCAAAUGAAAAUGUUAAACACACUUCUUGAAGAAGAAUCCUCUAGUGUUAUGAUUUUGCUUGAUGGCUUAGAUGAAUGGUCCUCUGAAAAUGUCCCAGAACAUAGCAUUUUUAAGGAAUACACAAUAGUAACUACUUCGCGGCCAUGGAAAUUUCAUACAUUAAGAUCAAAUGAGGUGGAGAUUGAACAGUCACUGAAACUCAAAGGGUUUGAUUUUAGAUGUGAAAGGGAAAUAGUAUAUAGGACAGUCUCACUAUUAAAUGUUGGAAGACAUGCUUAUAAAAAACCUAGGGAUUGUAGUGAAAAGCUGAAGGAAAAAUCUCUGAAAAGUUUGAAACAGGUACCAAUUAUGCUACAACAACUGAUUUGCCUAUGGUUUGAUGGUAAACUGGAUAAAACCUCAAGAUGUGCCAUCUACACCGGUAUGUUAGAAGUUGUUUUUACAUGGAAUGAUAUGAAAACUACAGGAACAAGUACUCGGCUCAUGAAAGGUACCCAGAAAGUUAACCUCCCUCAUUAUUUAGAAGAUAAAUCCAAAUUCAAAUUAAACAGUCAUUUCAUUUAUGAUGUGUCACAGUUGGCUUAUAAGACACUUUUUAACUGUCCUAAGAAUAAGUCCUUGGCAUUUGACAUUUGUAUGUUUGAUGAACUAGAAACAUCAGGUGAAUUAAGAGAAAAUUGCUUGAGACUUGGAAUAAUUACAGAAGAUGAAUGUCCAAGUUUAUCUUUAUCAGAACCACCAAGCUCAUUGUUCUCUUUUAUUCACAAAUCAAUGCAAGAAUUUCUUGCUGCAGUGUAUAUUGGAAUCAAUUACAAUACAAAAAUUGGUGCAUCAGAUAGUACAGGAAAUGUUGAAUUAGCCAAAAAGUUGCUUAAUGAGGUUUUUCAGAAAUGUUCAACAGUAAAUGACAUUUUAGAGCAGUCAAAUGUUGUCAUUAUGCUAUGUGGUCUAGAACCUAGAUUAGCAACACCUGUUUCUAAAUAUAUAUAUGAUACUGUGUCAGAAGACUCUCGUGUUGAAGAAUACAGAAGAACAAUAAGUAGUGACAUUUAUAUGGAUCAUAGUUAUAUCACUGAUAUUCAAAAGCUUAUGUUUGAGUCAAUGAAAGAAGUCAAUGCAGUAUAUAGUGUAGAAAGUAAUCCUGCAUUUUAUAUAGGAGAUUUAGUCAUUGAUAAUAGGGAGAAUUGUGAUAUUGUUUGUUCAAGUAUUGAUCAGAAACAAAUUGCUCCUGACUCUGUCAUGUCUAUUAAUGUAAACUACACUUACACAGAAAAUGUUAAAUUUACAAAUUACUUACCAAUGUUUCAACAUCUUGAAAAACUUGAAAUUAAAAAUGGAUUUGAAAAUCAAAGAUUAAUUAGAACACAAAGUCAAAGCACACAGAUUAAUACCGGUAAACAGAUUGCUGAGAUUAACAGUUGUGUUGCUGAGACAAUUAAAGUAAAUACUUCAAAAUUAAAAUGUCUAUCCUUUGGUAGCGACUCAUAUGACACAGACGAGUAUUACCCAGUGUAUAAAACAGUUGUUAGUUACUUACCUAGAAUGAUCAAUCUUGUAGCAAUAAGUAUGAGUCAUAUAACAAUGAGCCAUGAUGAUACUACUACAUUCUGUAAUUUUCUUGAGGGAACCAGUCAUCUGGAACAAAUACAUCUUGUCUAUGUAAAUUGUGAGUGUAAAAACCAGCAUGAGGUAAAUUUAUCAAAACAUCAACAACUUCAUUACCUUCAUUUGGAACAUUCUAUUAGAAUGAUAGACGCUGAUACUUCAAACCUUGAAAUAUUUAUCUUUAAUGCAUUGAAGGAUAGUAAUUAUGAGAAAAUAUUUGAUAUAAUUACAGAAUCUAACAAAUUAAAAGAACUUAAAUUGUAUGGAAAUUAUUUCAGUGUAUCUCAAUUAUAUAAUGCCAACAUAACAAAGAGACUAGUCAGAGUAUUGCCAUUGUUACACUCUCUCAGUAAGCUUAAGUUAUGUUAUUGUAGGUUAACUGACAAUAUAAUACAGUCACCUUUUGAGAUGAAAACCUUAAAGCACAUUAAGCUUUGGAAUGUCAAAAUGAGUUUGACAACAUGGCAGAAGUUUGUUGAUAGUCUUCCUAGUAUUCCUCAUACUUUAAAUGUGAGUUUAAGGCGCUGUUAUAUAACCGGAGAUGGUGAGGAGUUUAAGGAUAAUAUGUCAACAUUGACAUCACCAGAUGAUGCUAUACAGUAUGCAAAGGAUAAGGAUCAGUUAUUUCAUGUUAAACAUGAUUCUGAUGUUUGGUUUGAAUUUUUAACAAAAAAGUGAAAAAGAAAUUUAAUAGUCAUAGUAAAGUAUACAUGUAACAUAGUGUUUAACCUAGAUUAUUUCAUGUUUUCAGACAUAAUAAAUUCAACAAAAAGGUGAUACUUAAGAUAAAUUAAUUUAUAAUUUGAUGUAAAGUUAAAGAAUAAAUACAAUAUAGUAUGAUAGAAUAAAUGAGUUGUUAAAUAUAUUUUUUCUGGUAAUAAAUAAUGUUAAACAAUUUUUUUAUAAUAUUGAAUUGAAGAAAGUAUUAUUCAAAUAAGUGUGUUUAUAUUAAAACAAAUAAAGAACUCUAGUGAAAUAUAAUUGAUAUAUUACCGGUAAUUCUAAUAAAUAUUUUAAUAAACUAAGGUAAACGUUAUUUUUUUCAAGAUCAUGGAUAGUAAAAUUUGAAGAAAGUAAUAUUCUUACUAGAUAUACAUAAAAUAUAAAAAAGUAAAUAAAUAAAUGAAAAUAUCAUAAAACAGAUGGCCAGAAGGAGAAUAAUAUGUUUGUAGGUUGAAAAAGUAAAAGAUACACUUCAGAGAAGAUAAUCCAGAAUUUUUGCAGAAGGAAAUGAUCUAUUAGGGGUCGAUGUUGUUGUAUUAUCAUAAAAUGUGCAUUGAAUAAAAUGUUGUUAUUUUUUUUCCAAUUAAGUAUAGAGUAAAUAAUAGAUGCAUGAAAUUAAUAUAAAGAGAUAGAAUGAAAUAUAUAUGUAAAUACUAAUAGGAAAAGACAAUUGUAUAUAUAAACACCAGUUAUAUGAUGUAUUAUAUGGCAAAGAUAUGGUAUAGAUAAAUAACAGUGAUAUUAUAUAUUGGACAAUGGAAUGGUAUAUGUAUGUACCAGUUUAACAAUUGAAUGCUAUAAUAUAAAUAUCAGUUAUACUUAUACUGAACAGGGGAAUGGUAUAUUCAGUUGUAUGAUAUAUAGGAUUAUAUGUUAUAUAGGCAAAUAAAUGUUAAAUAUAUAUUUUUAUGAACAUGUUUUGAUUGACAUAAGGACCAUUUACUUGUUAUGUCCCCUUUAAAAAUGUGGGGUAUAUUGUACAAGUCAUAAAUUGAAUUGUUGUUUCUAUAUUUCUUUGCACGUGAUGGCAGGUCGAUAUCUUGGUCGGUCUGUAAACAAAAUCGAUCCCGAUCAAGCACUUAAAAACACCUGGGCUUGUGAACUUCACAACUUGGUAUUGAGAUAAGUCUUUACAAGUAAAUGAACCCAUUUGUUUUGGGGGUCAUCAGGUUAAUAGCCAAAGUGGCAAUGAUAUGACUACUUCCCUAAUUAGCUGGUACGGCGAAUGGGCGUACAUGUUUUACAAACAUAUCUUAUUUAUAUUUUUUAGAGAUUCCUUCCUGUUUUAUGCUGUAAAGAUUGAAAAUAGUGAGUGACAUUAUAAUUAUGCCAAACAGUUAAUGUGAACAAGUUUCUAUUGUUAGUCGGUGUAGUUAAAGGGAAUUCACUGAGGUUUUGUGACAUGAUGGGACAAGAAUUAUUUUCUUUAGAUUUUUAUACUUUUUAUGGCCCCCUUCGAAGAAGAGGGGUAUAUUUUUAUACAUAUGUCUGUCGGUCGGUCUGUCCCCAUUAGACCACAUGGUUUUCGCUCAUUAUCUUAAAACUAUUUAUCACAAAGUCUUCAUAUUCAACAUACUGGUUGGUCAUAACACAAUGUCACCUAUUGAUUUUGAGUGCACUAGGUUAAUGGUCAAGGUCAUAGAGGCCUUAAAUGUCCGAAUAGUUUCCGUUCAUUAUCUUAAAAGCUUUUUAUCACAUAGUUUUUAUGUUUCACAUACUGAUUGUUUAUAAGAAUAAGAUGACCCAUAUUGAUUUUGGGACACUAAGUCAAAUGUCAAGGUCAGCAUUGAAUGUUAGAAUGGUUUCCACUGAUUAUCUUGAAAACUCUUUAUUACAAAUUCUUCAUAUUUCUCAUAUUGAUUGGACACACUCGUAUAUAGUAGAUGACACCAAUUAAUUUUGAGGUCACUAUUUUAAAAGUCAAGGUCCGAGGGCCUUAAAUUUCAGAAUGAUUUCCGUUCAUUAUCUUUUAACGUAUUUGAUACAAAGUCUAUAUAUUUCAUUUAGUGAUUGGUCAUAACAAGUAGAUGACCCCUAUCGAUUAUGGGAUUACUAGGUCAAAGUUCAAGGUCAGAUGGACUUUGAAUGUUAGAAUUGUUCCAACUUUUUUCCUGAAAUCUGUUUAUCAGUAUAGUAGAUUAUCCUUAUUGAUUUUUGGGGUCACUUUUGCAAAGGUCAGGGUCACAGGGGCCUUAAUUGUCAGAAUGUUUUCUGCUCUUUUUCUUGAACACUAUUUAUCAAAAGUCUUUUUUUUGUCAAUAGUUCAACGGUUAAGGCCACAAGGUACUUGAAUGUAAGAAUGGUUUUCGCUCAUUGUCUUGAAAAUUAUUUAACACAAAAUCUUCAUAUUCCACAUGUUGAUUGGUAAUAACUAGUAGUUGUUCCCCAUUGAUAUUGGGAUCACUAUGUCAAAAGUCAAGGUCACAGGGGCCUUAAAUGUCAGAAUGGUUUCUGCCCAUUAUCUAAAAAAAAUAUUAAUCAAAGUCGUCAUAUUUCAUAUAUUGAAAAGUCAUGUCUCUUUUGAUUUUGGGAUGGAUUACUUGUUCAAAGGUCAAGGUCAUAGGGGCUUUAAAUAUAGAAAAUGGUUUCCACUCAUUACUUCAAAAACGUCUUCAUAUUUGACCUAUUGAUCAGUUAUAUUGGGGUCACUAGUUCAAAGAUCAAGUUUUAUGUAUUCACAUUUUGAUUGUUUUUAUAGGAUAUUCUUUUUUUCUUUUUCCAUAACUGAACACUUCCAUGUACCCAUUUAUUGCAACUUUCUAUAACAUAAUUACCAAAAGUAUGAGUCAAGGGCUAAAAGGGGGGGGGCAUAUGUGUCGUUCGAAACUUCUUGAUUAUAUUUGAUGUGUGAAAUGUCAGAUUAUUUGCUCACUAUGUUUUUCCAAAAUACUAGCAAUAAUUUGAGCUCCAAAGAUAUGUUGUAAUCUUGUGUCCAAAAUAUUAUCCCUGGUGUUAUGUCAAUUGUACUCAUAUAUAUUUACUUGAAAUGUACAUGAAAUGUAUCAAGAAACUUGCACAAUUAUAUUCUCUUUAUUUAUUAGAACUUUGUUUGUUUAUUAUAAUAAGUUGGUUUAAAUUAAGAAUUGGAAGUUAUUUAAUGUUAAGAUUUCGUUUUUGUUUUGUUUUAAGCAACGUGAUGGAAACUAGAAACUUGAACAGUUUUAUUCAGUAUCAUAUUAGUUUUAACCUUGUUAAAGGGUUUCUUGCUGUUGUUAUUCUAUUAAUGGAUAAUUGAUAAAGCUAUGGAGAACUAUAUACGGUUAAAAUUAUAGCAAUAUACACUUCUUUUCAGCCAAUGGUUGACUAAGAUUAUUGUUCUUGUAUCAUGUACAACACUAUGUUUUUUUAACUUGUAGACUUUUAAAUUUUCUCAUUUGAUUAAGAACGAAUAGAUACAACAAGAAAAUAACAUCGAAAUGUUCUUUUUGCGCAAAUGUACAUUUUUAUUGCUUACAAACUAUCUUCAUAGAAUUUAUCUAAAGGUGACAUGUAUAUCAGUAUAGAAAAAUGUAAACAACAUAUGACCUUUAGAUCUUGUCACAGAAACUUUUUAGUGAGAAUUGUUUUUGUUUUUUCUACUGGUUAUGUUAUUAAUGUAAUACAAUGUACUUUCAAAUAAGUAAAAUGUAUUUGUUUGCUGGUUUUGAUAGCAUGAGUGUAUGAAUGCUCAUAAUAAAAAGAUGUACAGAAUUGA